Messenger RNA from Trichosurus vulpecula (common brushtail), 1449 nucleotides. It is a transcript of the gene B3GNT9, whose product is annotated as UDP-GlcNAc:betaGal beta-1,3-N-acetylglucosaminyltransferase 9. Bases 127 to 1329 code for a protein of 400 amino acids. Lineage: Eukaryota; Metazoa; Chordata; Mammalia; Diprotodontia; Phalangeridae. Gene Ontology annotation, cellular component: membrane. The record is from RefSeq and is a predicted model, not a curated record. Gene Ontology annotation, molecular function: hexosyltransferase activity. The transcript is spliced from 2 exons.
CGCGGGUGUCCCGGGGGCGGCCAAGCGAAGCUCAGUGGCCCGGUCCUGGCUCUUGAGCCUGACGUGAAUGCGCUGGCGGUCACCAGAGGCGGGGGCUCUUGACCUAGGCUCUGGGGGGCCAAGACCAUGAGGCUGAGGCGGAAGGCGGACGCUGCGCUCACCCUGCUCCUGGCCACCGCGCUCUGUUUGCUUCUUUACUCGCAGCGGGAGCAAGAGGCCCCCGCGGCCAGCCUGUCCAGCGCACAGGCCAGGAUGGUCACUGUCCCAGCUCCGCGGCCCUUACCCACACGCUCUGGCUGGGGGCCAGAGGUGGUGCGCGCCUUCCCAGCUGCCAGGGCUGAGCACCCGGUCUAUGAGGUGGACACGCCGGCGCCGCCGACGCCCUCGGGGCCCUUCGACUUUCGGCGUUACCUGCAGGACAAGGACAAGAGACGCUUCCCGCUCCUCAUCAAUCAGCCGCAUAAGUGUAGGGGGCUUCCAGGGGGCCCGGGGCCAGACUUGCUGAUCGCUGUCAAGUCCGUGGCUGCGGACUUCGAGCGGAGGGAGGUCGUGAGAAAGACCUGGGGUGCCGAAGGGCACGUGCGUGGGGCGCGGGUGCGCAGGGUUUUCCUGUUGGGCAUCCCUCGGGGCCUGGCCGGGGCCGGGGCGCAGGCCCAGGAGGGCCUGCUGCGGGCCGAGGGUCGCGCCUAUGGGGAUAUCCUGCUCUGGGCCUUUGAUGACACUUUCUUCAACCUAACCCUAAAGGAAAUCCACUUCCUGGACUGGGCAUCCACCUUUUGCCCUGACGUGCGCUUCGUGUUCAAGGGCGAUGAUGACGUGUUCGUGCACGUGGAGAACCUGCUGGAGUUCGUAGCUACACGGGACCCAUCCCAGGACCUUCUGGCCGGUGACGUGAUCCUGCAGGCGCGGCCCAUUCGCGCUCGGGACAGCAAAUACUAUAUCCCCGAGGGCGUGUACGGGCUGGGCGCCUACCCAGCGUACGCGGGAGGCGGGGGCUUCGUGCUGUCCGGGGCCACGCUCCGAAGGUUGGCAGCCGCCUGUACCCAGGUGGAGCUUUUCCCCAUCGACGACGUCUUCCUCGGCAUGUGCCUGCAGCGCCUCCGCCUGGCACCCGAGGCUCACCAGGCGUUCCGCACCUUUGGCAUAGCCCAGCCCUCGGCCGCCCCGCACCUGCGCACCUUCGACCCCUGUUUCUACCGGGAGCUCGUGCUCGUGCACGGGCUGUCAGCAGCCGACAUCUGGCUCAUGUGGCAGAUGCUGCACGCGGUGCCAGGGCCCGACUGCGCUCGAAGCCGCACGGCCCCAAAGCCCUUCCGCUGGGGCUCCUAGCUGCCGAGCCAGGCGUGGGACCGGAGCAAGGGCAAAGUGGGAAAAUAAGCGGGGUUCCUCCCAGCCCUGCUGCUGGUAACAUUCCUGGGCCUUAUUUCCUUGCCGGUAAAAUGAAGGCCC